GGGCCGGCACAUGUUUGGUCCUGUAGAGCCCAAAGAUAACUCUGCUCGUUGCCUCGCGGUUGCAACAUUGUCGCGCCGUUUUUAUUCCUUUUUGAGCUCACCUAUCUGGACGAACGAUAUACAAUAUGCAGGGUGCUCGAACCACGAGAGGCUGUGUGAAUUGCAGACAAAAGAAGAAAGGCUGCGACAUGAAGAAACCGACAUGUGGUCGAUGUCUGCGUCUCAAGAUGCCUUGUGCGUUUGAAGAGCGCAGAUAUGUCUUCAUCAGCCACGGCGGAAAUUUAAGCACGACGAGUUCUCUCACAUCAUCUUCAGAGGCUUCAUUGUCCAGAACAAGCUCAUCAAUCAUCCUUGACGAAUACUUCUGGACCAAUUACCUACCUCAAGAAGAUCCGACUUUGGACGGCAGCAUUGGUGGAAUAUUAUCGGCGCCUUGGAUUCCGACUAUCCGUCAGUUGGCGAAUCAGAAUUCAGAUGUGCGAUAUGCCAUACAGGCUUGCGCUUUGGCUGGUCUUGGGUGGAUGUCAGAAGAUCAAACGCUCAUUAUCCGCUCAGGGGCAUACUACGCACAAGCGCUCAAGCAAACGAAUGUCGCUCUGCAAGAUUCAGCAUCGGCAUGUGAUGACAGCGUGCUUGCUUGUUGUCGGCUUCUUUCACUGUUCGAAAUGCUCAGACGAAUAGCCUCUCCCGGUAACUCAAAUCGAGAUCAAGUCUUAGACUGGCGGACUCAUGUAAACGGCACCUGUCGUCUUGUUCAACUUCGCGGACGUCAAAAACAUGUGUCAGGUCACGGCGUUGAAUUGUAUGACGGGGUUCGGUUGACGGCUAUCAUCCAAGGGCUUGUGAGACGACAGCCGAACGCCUUCACGAAGCUCGCGUGGAAGCUGCCUCAAAGAAAUAUGAGGGAUGAGUUGUUCGAGCUGAUCAAUCCAGUGCCGCAGCUCCUCCAUGAUUUUGAUGUACUUCAUAAGUUUGAAAUUGGCAUAGAGACCGUGUCAGCAAGUCGUCAGCACAUUGUGCUGGGACUCGCCCUGUUGCGGCAAUCUGUCGAAAUCUGCUAUGCGAUGAGAGAGUGGGAGGUCAAGGUCCUGUCGCUGUGUGAAAAGAAGAAAUUUUCGGAUGUUCGCGCGUACGCAAUGCCCACAUCGCAAGCGUCCCAGGAAGAAGCUUCGCUCUUCGAUUCUUGUAGAUCGUAUGGCCAUGGGUUCUUCGCUAUAUGCACACAGUACUGGACGAUGUGCAACAUCCUGUAUGGCUCACUAAGAACAUUUCAUCUACAACUCCAGGCAUUCAUGGACAUCUGGACGCCGGGAGACAAGAUGCCGGUCUUGCCUGAAUGGAUCGGUCCUGAGAUGCCGGCUGUGUAUAUUGCUCAAGUCGCAUCGCACUUCUUCAAACCAGGGAUGGGUCUCUGGGCUGCCCAUGCCGCCGUCUUUCCCGUGAGUACUGCAUUGUGUCACUUUGCAAGGACUGGCAGACGGGAUUCACCAGCGGUUAGUACAAUGGUGGAUGCGUUCGCGACAAGCAAGACUGGCAUUAUCAUGCGCGAUUUCCUUGAGGCGAUAGGUCUGAGUUGAGAAGAAUUCCGCAUGUCGGCAUCUCCAGGAGGUUGUUAGAGGCGGGUAGACCUGCCAUUCAUAUGACCCUAGGCAUAGCGAGCUACGAUAUCGAAGAUAGAGUUGAGCGUAGCAGAUGACAUUUUUUACGUUUGCUGUACCGUCUGCUCUCGUCGUAUCGG
This is a messenger RNA of Aureobasidium pullulans EXF-150, 1738 nucleotides long. RefSeq lists its product as uncharacterized. The record is from RefSeq and is a predicted model, not a curated record. Gene Ontology annotation, molecular function: DNA-binding transcription factor activity, RNA polymerase II-specific; zinc ion binding. Lineage: Eukaryota; Fungi; Ascomycota; Dothideomycetes; Dothideales; Saccotheciaceae. The coding region runs from base 126 to 1577 and encodes 483 amino acids. Gene Ontology annotation, biological process: regulation of DNA-templated transcription. The transcript has a single exon.